AUGGUGGUGUUUAUAGACCAUUCGCUCGAAGAUGCGUCUCUGAGCGAACCUGUUGGCGGCUUCUUCGAGGCAGGGAAAAUACCACCGCCGCCACUCACCAAAGAUUGUCAGUUCAUGCUCGCCGCAUCCUUGUCCCAACUGCGAACUGGCGAUUGUACCAGGGCGGAUAUGGUUGAUAAAACUGGGCUCGAGAGGGAUAGAGAUCCUUCGUGUUUGAAUGGCUUGAUAUCUAUGGCAUUAAGCUGCUACCCGUACGCAAAAACAUCACACCUUUUGCUGUUGUUGCUGUUGUUAUUGCUGCUGUUGUUGUUGAGGAUGAAAUAUGUUGAUUCACUCUAUAUAUUUCCUCCUUUUUUGAAUGCUGUGGUAUCUAGCAAUUUCUUGUCCAAGAUUGUUGACCAUAUGCAUUGCUUGUCUCUACGUUCUUCUCUACAGGAUAGUGACCAUGCUCGCUCG
Molecule: messenger RNA, 456 nt
Organism: Trichophyton verrucosum HKI 0517
Lineage: Eukaryota; Fungi; Ascomycota; Eurotiomycetes; Onygenales; Arthrodermataceae
Exons: 1
Source: RefSeq, a predicted model, not a curated record